Messenger RNA from Linum trigynum, 3124 nucleotides. Lineage: Eukaryota; Viridiplantae; Streptophyta; Magnoliopsida; Malpighiales; Linaceae. The record is from the annotation of a GenBank genome assembly.
GCUCAAGCAAACAAAGCAUCACACAGUUGGCAGAGGAGGGAGGGACGACGCUUACCUGGUUCUGCCAGAACAUCGAAUUUGUUACGGGAAACGAGGGUGCGAGAUAGAUUCUGUUAUGGGAACGAUUUGAUACAACGAUUUUGCUACGCAAAUUGAGCUUGCUGAGAUUGAGGAACUGCGAACUGCGACGGUGAGUGGCGGUCUGGCUGAUUGGUAAAACGGAUUUGACGGAACACCCGACGAUGAGCAACCGACCCGAUUGGUGGAAUGAGCGCUUUGUAUUUUUGCUAGUGAUUUAUUUGGGCUCUUUUAUAUUUUGACACACAAUCUUUGACACAUUAAUCACCUUAACUGAAAAAAUAUUCUGUCAAAAAUUAUUUUUUUGUCAAAAUAUGCAUACCAAAUAGGACAUAAACCAUUUUUGUCAUAUUAUAUAACCUAUUGUGACAAAACACAAAUGACAAUAAUAUUUUUGUCGUAAUAGGCCAAAUUUGUUGUAGUGCGGGGAACGUCUGGAUAUUCGGUUCCAAAUUCGGGUCCAUUGAUCGAGCUUUGAAGCUUAAUGUGCUUUCUGUCUCUCUCCUGGCAUGGAAUGCAGUCUGCAACUCAUUCCCCUUUCUGAUGUUGCUGCUACUAUGUUGUUGUGUACCCCUUAUCAGCACCUUCCUUGACUACAACAUAAACAUGGGCUCUAUGGACAAAAUUGCCUCUGAUGACCAAAUCUCCACCCUCCCAAGUUGGAAUUACAAAGCUGUCAAUGCCGACGAACAAAACGAAGACAACGAUGAACAUUCCAAUUUAGUCCUUCCAAUUGAGGUUAGUCCAACAAGAAAUCCCUCCUCCCUAGAUUGCACAGUUCUGUCACAUUCAAUCUUGUACAAAUUUUGACUUUCUUUUUCUUUACUUUGGUUAUGAUUAGGAAUGCUGCAUUUGUCUAGCCAAAUAAAGAGACAAUGAGGAAGUAAAGCAAUUGCCAUAUCUACAUAUGUUUCAUUUGAAAUGUGUGGAUCAGUGGUUGAAGAUAUUGCUUGUUUUUCUGAUGAAAAGAAAUCUCAAUAUACAAAUCAUGAUGAUAAAUUUUGGGGUUAUUUUUCACAACAAUACAGAUCAUUGGGCGAAAGCUAGUUUAACUUUCAGCUCACCGUGAGUAGUUUCACUUUGGCUAUUGGAAAAAAAGAGAAGCUUGUCUGGCCUGGAGAAUUUGGAUUGUUGGUCAUGAUAUUGGUUGCCCACUCAGUCUGCUCCUGCUCUACGAACGAUUCAGACAACUCUACAGCUCUCAUGGAGAGAAAGACUUCCCACUUCCCGAUCUUGAGCAGCAGAGAAUCGGCGACGAACCCAAGUGAAAUUAAUUUUUUUUUCAAAACCCUUUCUCAAGUCUUCAUUUUCGUAGUUCCUUUUUCGGAUUCCUGGCAAAAAACUCCCCCAUUCUCUAUGAAAAUGUAGCACUAUUUACAUAUGCACCCACUUGAUGAACAAAUGUCGGACUUCACUUGAGCUAUUCUUUAAAAUCUGAUUUGUGAUGAGGAACAACUGGAUAUUCGAUUCCAAAUUCGAGUCCAUCAACUGAACUCCAAAUCCGAAUGUGCUUUGCGUCUCUCUCCUGGCGUGGAAUGCAGUCUGAUACUCAUUCCCCUUUCUGUUGUCUCUGCUACUGUGUUGUUGUGUACCCCUCAUCAGCACCUUUCUUGGCUACAACAAAAACAUGGGCUCUGCAGAUAGAGAUGCUUAUGAUGACCAAAUUUCCAGCCUACCAAGUUGAAAUUACAAAGUUGUCGAUUCCAACGAACAAGACGAAGUCGACAAUCAAUAUUCCAAUUCAGUCUGUGCAAAUUACCUUAUAGCACAACUCUGUCACAUUCAAUCUUUACAAAUUUUGUUUAUUGUGGUGAUAAGUAGGAAUGAUGCAUUUGCCUAUCCAAAUACAAAGACAAGGAGGAAGUAAGGCAGUUGCCAAGUCUACAUAUGUUUCAUUUGAAAUGUGUGGAUCAGUGGUUAACGAUCAUAUCAUGGUGCCCUCUAUGCAAACAAGAACCGAGGAGAUGAUAGAUCAUUGAAGCUUCACUCAGUUCACGUUUUGAUCCUUCCAUGUUCUUCAAUCUUCAUUAUGAUAUGAGUUCUCUAGUAUUUUAUCUUAUGAAUUUAUUUUUCUUUUAUUUCUCUUAAUUCGGCUAUUGAUAUUAAAUUUUGUAUGCCUUUUUGGUGAAGAGAGGAGUGAGGAUUGGUGACGAGAGUGAGAGAGUUGGCUACCUAAAUGCUUGGCUUGUUUGUAUACAAAAAUGAGCUCACCAGUAUCCAUUUUUAACUACUCUGCUUGUUUGCUAGUUUUUUCUAACGAGAAGAAAUCUAGGUAUACAAAUCAUGAUGAUAAAUUUUGGGGCAAUUUCCCACUACAAUACAAAUCAUUAGGUGACAGCUAAUUUACCAUUCCGCUCGGCUUGAGUGUUUUCACUUCGGUUGUUGCAAAAAUAGAGAACCUUGUCUGUUCCAUGAGAACUUGGAUUGUUGGUUAUGAUAUUGGCUACAUGCUCAACCUGUUGCUGCUCUACGACCGAUUUAGACAACCCUACGAUUGUCAUGGAGAGGAAGGCUUCCCACUUCCCGAUCUUGCGCAGCAGAGAAUUAGCGAAGAAUCCAGGUGAAAUUAAAUUCCUUUUUUCAAAACUCUUUCUUAAGUCUUCUAUUUCAUGUAAUUCUGUUUUUUUAUUCCUGGCAGAAAUCCUCCAUAUUAUAUGAAACAGUAGGCAAUGUUUACAGAUGCACCCACUUGAUGAACAAAUGUCAUACUUCAAUUAAUCUGUUCUUUGCAACCUGGUUUGUGAUGAAGAAUGUCAGGAUAUUAGAUUCCAAAUGCAUGUAUAUCAAUCGAGCUCCUCAUCUGAAUGUGAUUUGCGUCUCUCUCCUUGCAUGGAAUGCAAUCUACUACUCAUUCCACUUUUUGCUGUUUCUGCUACUGUGUUGUUGUGUACCCCCUCAUCAACACAUUCAUUAGCUACAACAUGAACAUAGACUCUACAAAUAGAGGUGUCUACUAUGACCAAAUUUCCUGCCUCCCAAGAUGGAAUUACAAAGUUCUUGAUGCCAACGAACAAGAUGAAGUCGACAAUGAAAAUUCCAAUUCAAU